CUUCCAAUGGCAAGCAAAACCUCCGGUCUUUCAUGGCUUCUCCUGAUGAUCAGUCUCGCCUGCACUCUCCUUGUUGGGCACUCAGCUUCUAAGACUGACCGAAAGGCAUAUAUUGUGUAUAUGGGCAACAGGCACUUGGACGAGGUUUCCACAUCAUCCCUUCACACAAGCAUGCUACAAGAAGUCAUUGGCAGUACUGGACCGGAAUCUCUACUCCAUAGCUACGCAAGGAGUUUCAGUGGAUUUGCAGCGGAACUAACCGAGCAAGAAGCUCAAAAAAUAGCUGGAAUGGAUGGCGUAGUAUCUGUGUUCCCUAGCGAACAUAAAAAGAUUCAAACAACAAGGUCGUGGGACUUCCUUGGCUUUCCGCAGCAAGUCCAUAGGAGACCUAUUGAAAGCGACAUCAUUAUAGGAGUGCUUGACUCUGGAAUUUGGCCGGAGUCAAAUAGCUUUAGUGACGAAGGAUUUGGUCCACCACCUACCAAAUGGAAGGGAACCUGCCAAGCCUCGACCAAUUUCACUUGCAACAAUAAAAUCAUUGGAGCACAAUAUUACCGUAGCAGUGGAGUUUUUGGCGAAAAUGAUGUCAAAUCUCCUAGAGAUACAAAUGGCCAUGGGACACAUACUGCAUCAACAGCAGCUGGGAACCUAGUUAGCGGGGCAAGCCUACUGGGCUAUGGCUUCGGAACAGCACGAGGAGGAGUUCCAUCAGCACGUAUUGCCGUGUACAAAAUAUGUUGGACCGAUGACGUGACCUGUUCUGAUGCUGACAUUAUGAAAGCAUUUGAUGAUGCCAUUGCUGAUGGCGUUGACAUAAUAUCUCUUUCCGUCGGUGGCCGACAUCCUCGGGACUAUUUUAAUGAUCCAAUUGCCAUUGGUGCCUUUCAUGCUAUGAGAAAGGGAAUAUUGACAUCAAUGGCUGCGGGUAACGAAGGUCCAAAUCUGCAAUCCACCACAAACGUUUCUCCAUGGUCUCUCUCUGUGGCUGCAAGCACUAUAGACCGAAAGUUCUCCACUAAGGUCCAAUUAGGUAACGAGAAGAUCUAUGAGGGAAUUUCAAUUAAUACUUUUGACCUCAAGAAUGAAAUGUAUCCAAUAAUUUACGGUGGAGAUGCACCAAAUACUAUAAGCGGUUUCAAUAGUUCCCAAUCCAGGUUGUGCACAAAAAAUUCACUGGACCAAGAUUUGGUGAAGGGUAAAAUUGUACUUUGCGAUUUCCUGACUAAAGGUGAAGCGGCAUUCUUAGCUGGUGCUGUGGGUACUGUGAUGCGAGGCCAAGAACUCCAAGAUGUUGCCGACUCUUAUCCCUUAGAUGCAUCUUACCUUCGCUUGGAGGAUGGUAGCAAGGUGUACUCAUACAUAAAUUCAACAAGGGGCGCAACAGCUACUAUUCAUAAGAGUAAUGAGGUUAAUGAUAUAUUUGCUCCUUACAUAGCCUCCUUCUCAAGCAGGGGUCCGAAUCUACUUACUCCCAACAUUCUCAAGCCUGAUUUAGCUGCACCCGGAGUUCACAUUCUAGCUGCAUGGUCUCCAAUUUUCCCAAUUUCAGGAGUUAGAGGUGAUAAUAGACUAUUAUCAUACAAUAUAGAAUACGGGACAUCAAUGGCUUGCCCACAUGCUACAGCGGCGGCUGCCUACAUCAAAUCCUUUCAACCCACAUGGUCACCUGCCGCUAUCAAGUCGGCUCUUAUGACCACUGCUGUCCCAAUGAGUGCUGAAAAGAACAUUGAGGCUGAAUUUGCAUAUGGUGCAGGCAAUAUAAAUCCUCUUAAGGCUCCAUAUCCUGGUUUAAUAUAUGAUAUGGAUGAACUUGACUACAUAAAAUUUUUGUGUGGUGAAGAUCAAUAUAAUACCACGUUAUUACAAAUUGUUACUGGGGACAACAGUACAUGUUCUGAAGCCACUAUUGGAACCGUCUUUAAUCUAAAUUAUCCUUCUUUUGCUCUAUCCACGUCACCCUCGGAAUUUAUUAGUCAAGUUUUCAACCGGACCGUCACCAAUGUUGGAUCACCAUCGGCUACGUAUAAAGCUAUUGUGAGCACCCCACUUGGACUUACAAUCAAAGUGAACCCUAACAUUCUAUCAUUCACAUCUCUUGGACAAAAAAGAUCGUUUGCGCUCACGAUUGAAGGAACAAUAGAUAAAUCCAUUGUCUCUGCUUCUUUAGUGUGGGAUGAUGAUACCUUCCAAGUGAGGAGCCCUAUUGUUGUGUAUGUUGCGCAUGAUGCAUGACAUUCUAUGGUACAUGUAUUACAUAAAUAAUUAUAAGAAAAAGCUUUGAAGGAAUAUGCAUGGAAGGUUAGAAUGAAAGCAGUGGUGGAAAGGCAAGGGAUUUAAAAUUGUUGUAAUUUAUGCCUUUAAUUUGCUUCAGUUCUG
Molecule: messenger RNA, 2376 nt
Organism: Alnus glutinosa
Lineage: Eukaryota; Viridiplantae; Streptophyta; Magnoliopsida; Fagales; Betulaceae
Product: cucumisin-like
Exons: 10
Coding region: 7-2232 (741 amino acids)
Biological process (GO): proteolysis
Molecular function (GO): serine-type endopeptidase activity
Source: RefSeq, a predicted model, not a curated record